UAGUAAACUUAGAUAAAAUUCAAGUACGUUUUAUUGCAUUUGAGUAUUAAAUUUCACGGGGCGUUAAGCAUGUUCUAUGUAGGCAGUAUAAAAUAAGUAAUCAGUCGUUAGUUAAUGUUAUUAAAACAUGUUAAAAAUAAUUAUUUUUGUAAUUUUAAUUAUCAUUAAAAAUUCAAAUGAAAACUAUUAUGAACCCACCUGUAAUGAAGUUGAAAGUAAAUCAGUUGAUUUACAAUUAAGAAGGCAUUUAUUUUGCGAUUAUGAUCCAACUAUACGUCCCAUUUUAAGUGCACGCAGUACCGUAAAUGUUAAUGUUCAUUUUAUUCCUAAAUCCGUUGAUUUUGAUGAUAUUUCUUCUAAUAUGGAUUUUCAUACGUGGCUUAUACUCGAGUGGGACGACAUACAUCUUCAUUGGAAUCCAGAUGACUUUGCCGGUACUGGUUUUCAUCAUGUAAGAAGUGAUGAAAUUUGGAUGCCUGACUUCACCGUUUUUAAUUCAGGAGAUUUCAGUAUAGAUCAAAGUUAUAUACCGGUGACUGAUUGUAUUUUAUCAGCCACUGGCUCUAUUCAAUGUGCCAUUGCAAGAGUUUUUACCGCUCAUUGUCCAACUGAUUUUUCUGACUGGCCAUACGAUAUACACAAUUGCACUUUACAUUUUGGAUCUUGGCUGUUUUAUGGCGAUGACAUUAUUUAUCAAUUUGACGAAAAUGCAAUUUGGAUGCAUGAAUUUGUUCAGAGUAAUGAGUGGAAUGUAAAAAUAAGCAAGUUGACAAAAGCGUCUGAAACAUAUACUACUUCAGUAGAUUCAAUGGUAUCUUUAAGUGUCGAAAUUCAAAGACGUUCAACCAAAGGCGUUUUAAUUUACGUAACAUCAGCAAUUGUUCUUAGUAUUCUUACUUCAUUAGCUCUAUGCUUCGAUUUUAAAUCUACAGAACGGCUAACAUUAAUAAGUACGAAUUUUAUAUGUCAUAUUUUUUGUAUCUUCGAUUUACAUUGGUAUUUGCCAUCAAAAAAUUCAACUGGAUCACCAAAAAUACUUAUUUUCUACGAAGCAUCUUUGAUAAUUACUGCAUUUACAUUUAUUUUUACGUCUUUCAUGCGCAAAAUUAACGCGCUUACAGCUCCAACACCUCAAUGGAUUGUCAGUACAGUUAGUUUUAUGUAUAAUUGUCCGAUUGGUCAAUAUUUAAAAAUUAAAAGUCUCUGUAAAAAAGAGGCAAAUACUUCAAAUGACACUGAUAAUCAAACUGAGCAAUCAGAAAAUAAUAACAUUCUGUGGAUAGAAUGUGUAAAUCUACUGGAAUUGUUGGCUUUUGUUUCUGUAAUGAUGACAUAUGUCAUUUUUCUUGGACUUCUUACACCAGCUACUCAACAUAGUAUAAUAGAACAUUAUGUUUCUUAAAAACUUUGUCCAUUGCUAAUUGUUAAGUUUUUAAGUAUAUAUAUUUUAAAUCAAGUGUUCGU
Microplitis demolitor is the source of this 1464-nucleotide messenger RNA. RefSeq names its product neuronal acetylcholine receptor subunit alpha-5. Gene Ontology annotation, biological process: chemical synaptic transmission; regulation of membrane potential; nervous system process. NCBI's taxonomy places the organism in Eukaryota, Metazoa, Arthropoda, Insecta, Hymenoptera, Braconidae. The transcript is spliced from 6 exons. Bases 128 to 1402 code for a protein of 424 amino acids. Gene Ontology annotation, molecular function: transmembrane signaling receptor activity; neurotransmitter receptor activity; extracellular ligand-gated monoatomic ion channel activity. Gene Ontology annotation, cellular component: membrane; synapse; neuron projection. The record is from RefSeq and is a predicted model, not a curated record.